Molecule: messenger RNA, 2698 nt
Organism: Toxotes jaculatrix (banded archerfish)
Lineage: Eukaryota; Metazoa; Chordata; Actinopteri; Toxotidae
Product: transforming growth factor beta-1-induced transcript 1 protein-like
Exons: 12
Coding region: 394-1821 (475 amino acids)
Biological process (GO): actin cytoskeleton organization; muscle structure development
Cellular component (GO): stress fiber; filamentous actin; adherens junction
Molecular function (GO): actin binding; muscle alpha-actinin binding
Source: RefSeq, a predicted model, not a curated record
CAGCGCCACGAAAUCCUUAAAAUUUGUCUCCCAAAUAUGGACUAGGAAUGUCCAGGAUGACGUCUUGUGUCCGGGGGUAUGCGGGGUGUGUAGCCACAUUUAUUUAACUACGCCUUCUCCGGUCUGUGGCAUUACACAGGAAGACAGCAGUGAAGGAAAAAAAGAAACGGGACGCCCUCCUCCUCCUCCUCCUCUUCCUCCUCCUCCUCCCCAGCUCUCGGCGGAUAACGGUGUCCAAGAAGUUAUUCAGGACCGACGCAGACAAUAGUACCGAGGCGGUCUGUGUGGCUUUGAUACACGGCCCAUCACUACUACUUAAUGCUGUCCGCGUCCGAGUUUGUGACACAGACACACACACACACAAAGAGGAAAACACUCGGCUGAAAACCGAUCAUGGAGGAUUUGGGAGUGCCUGAGACACCUAACUACCCUCUCAGUCCUCGUAUUGUUGUGUUUGAUGCCCUUCUCGCUGAUCUGGAGAACACUGGCUCUCCUUUAGCUCGGUGUCCCGUCCUGCUCACCUCGGACCCUCCUCAAAAUGCUGAUCCUGCCACCCAGGAAGCCGCCCAGGCCCGGCCACCGCCGCCGGCCUACACCCCACAGCAGACUGUUUCUGCUGCAAUGAAAUCUUCCCAGAACUCCAACCCAGACAAAUUAUACAGCACCGUGUGUAAACCGCGCUCUCCCCGCUCCGCAGAUCCUCCUCCUGCCUUCUCCUCUUCCUCGCUGUUGGGAGGAGGUCUGAGUGAACUGGACCAUCUGUUACAGGAGCUCAACGCCACCCAGUUCAACAUCACAGAUGAGAUCCUGGCCCAGUUCCCUUCUUCUAAGAAAGAUGAGAGGGACAAGAUUAAGGAUAAGGCCACAACCUCCUCCUCCAGCUCGGCGAAGCCUUCAGCGACAUCAGCCACACUGGAACUGGACAAACUGAUGGCCUCUCUGUCUGACUUCAGAGUCCAGAGCACACCGGCUGCACCUGUCGCUCCAGUGGUGACAGCACCGCAGCAGCCGGCCGCCCCCCCACAACCCUCAUCCGGCGGCUCAUUGGACAGCAUGCUGGGUCUGCUUCAAUCAGACCUGAGCCGACAAGGUGUUCAAACAUCCUCCAAGGGAAACUGUUCAGCCUGUCAGAAGCCAGUAGUAGGACAGGUGGUGACAGCUCUGGGGAAGGUGUGGCACCCAGAGCACUUUGUGUGCACCGAGUGUGAGAUGGAGUUGGGCAGUCGCAACUUCUUUGAGAAGGACGGACGACCGUACUGCGAGUCGGACUACUUCACCCUCUUCUCCCCUCACUGUGCACACUGCAACAAGCCCAUACUAAAUAAAAUGGUCACCGCCCUGGACAAGAACUGGCACCCAGAGUGUUUCUGCUGUGUUAAGUGCAGCCGGGCGUUUGGAGAGGAAGGUUUCCAUGACCGUGAGGGCCAGCAAUACUGCCAGCAGUGCUUCUUGACUCUGUUUGCUUCCCGCUGUCAAGGCUGCAGCCAGCCCAUUCUGGAAAACUACAUCUCAGCUCUCAACUCUCUCUGGCACCCACAGUGCUUCGUUUGUAGGGAGUGCUACAGCCCCUUUGUUAACGGCAGCUUCUUCGAACACGAGGGUAAGCCGCUGUGUGAGGCCCACUACCACCAGUCCCGUGGCAGCGUGUGUCAAGCCUGCCAACAGCCGAUCCUGGGGCGCUGUGUCACCGCCAUGGGGGCCAAAUUCCACCCCCACCACCUCGUGUGUCACUUCUGCCUGAAGCCCCUGAGCAAAGGCUGCUUCAAAGAGCAGGAGAACAAACCCUACUGCCACCCCUGCUUCAUCAAACUCUUUGGCUGAGGACACAGCAGGACUUUGCCCCCCCCCCCCGACCAUCUUCUGGGUCAGAGAAGCUGUGUGACUCUGAAUUCUCAAUUUGUCCUUUUUUUACUGUGGGAGUGUGGGUGGAGCUGGUCUCUUUCUUGGUUUUAAGAAUAUUUUAGUAUAUUUGAGGGAUGGGCGAAAAAGAGAAUCAUCCAACCCAACUCAUUUCUGUUCAUGUGAAAAAAAAAGUGGACUGCAUUUAGACUGGCAGUGUGAAAUAUAACAAAUAUAAUAUAGUAUUGGUAAGACAGACACAAAAUGAUGCCAAACAAUUUAAACAUUGUAUGUAAAUCUUUUGCAUACUGUACUGAUUCAAAUUGAAUAUUGAAAAUUGAAUUCUUUUGCCAAAGGUACAAAAGAAACAGUAUAAUCUGAGCAAAUGUACUGUUUCAGUGAAGGAUUUGUACUAUUGUGCAAGGAAAUCCCCUUUAAUAUAUUUGCUUUUUAUUGCAAAACUAUAAGUGUCACUGCAAUUGCUUUUAUAUAUUGUAUGCUGACCGCUAUAUAUGUUUUUGUGUAACAAACUAAGCUACCAUGUGUUUAAGGUCAGAUAUUUUGCAUUAUUCUUUCACUAUUGCUCUAUGCAAUUUGCCAAAAACAUUUCCAAAGAAUAAAAUAAAGGCGAACACAACUUAUGUUGCUGUUUCAUGGGUGUGAGAGAGAGAGAGUCAAAGAAUCAAGUGUGAAAUUUGAGAACACAGAAGAAUAUUAUCCAGAUAAGUACAGGUAAGCUUUUUAUACAAGGAACGCCAGGAGUAUAACCAUCUGAUCAAGGUUUAUUAAGGACAAAGACAUCACAGAUGUAUAACACCUGAAGAAAGGAACAUAGAUUUUGAAAAAAGAUGAAACUACA